Molecule: messenger RNA, 3405 nt
Organism: Chaetomium globosum CBS 148.51
Lineage: Eukaryota; Fungi; Ascomycota; Sordariomycetes; Sordariales; Chaetomiaceae
Exons: 6
Coding region: 1-3405 (1134 amino acids)
Biological process (GO): carbohydrate metabolic process
Molecular function (GO): hydrolase activity, hydrolyzing O-glycosyl compounds; chitin binding
Source: RefSeq, a predicted model, not a curated record
AUGGCCAAGUCUCGGCGUGGGCUGGCGCCUGCCCGGCACAGCCUCGGGCUGUUUAUGUUUCUAGCUGCCGGCCUCCUCUUGGCCAACAUCGCUUCGGCAAGAGUACUGGCUGCCGCAGAUGGCCAGGCCGGCGAUCCCGACUACACAUGUUCCGCAGACAAGCCGUGUGCCAUCGGCUGCUGCGGGACGAACGGCAUCUGUGGGAUGGGACCCGACUACUGCAGCGCCGCGAAUUGCAUCAACUCGUGCGAUGCUAAGUCGGAGUGUGAUCCUUCAAACUGGGGUCCCCAGUACGCUGCCAGUGAGAAGUGCCCCCUGAAUGUCUGCUGCUCCAAGUUCGGCUUCUGUGGCACGACAGAGGAGUUUUGCGGCACUACACAAAUCGCCAAUCCCAGUUGCCCUGGCGGAAAGUCGGCGCUCCAACGGACCAUCGGAUAUUACGAAGGUUGGGGUGUUGGCCGAUCUUGCGAUGCUAUGCUUCCGGAGCAGAUCCCGGUUGAGGCAUACACACACAUCAACUUUGCCUUUGCCAUGAUCGACCCGGUCUCUUUCUCAGUCGCCCCUAUGAGCAGUGGCGAUGUAGAUCUGUAUCCUCGUCUAACGGCUCUCAAAGCCUUGUUUCCGAAUCUCAAAGUAUGGAUCUCGAUCGGCGGGUGGUCUAUGAACGACCCUGACCAACCGACGGCUACAACGUUCUCGGACCUUGCGGGGUCGACGGCAAACCAGCAAAAGUUCUUCGCCUCGCUUAUCGCAUUCAUGAGCCAGUACGGUUUCGACGGUGUCGAUAUUGACUGGGAGUAUCCCGUGGCAGAAGAAAGGAGUGGCCGACCCGAAGAUUAUGUGAACUUCCCUAUCUUCCUGCGAAAUAUGAGAAACGCCUUCCAAGCGGUGGGCAAGAGCUGGGGUAUAACCAUAACACUGCCGAGCUCCUUUUGGUAUUUGCAGCACUUUGAUAUUGUCAAGCUCGAACCUGUCGUGGAUUGGUUCAAUAUGAUGGCUUACGUCGCGGCUCACACCAACUUGACCGAAAUUGACCAAUCCCUGAAGCUCAUGUGGCGAAAUAACAUCAACCCAGCCAAAGUUGUCCUCGGUCUUGGCUUCUAUGGGCGAAGCUACACUCUCGCAGAUCCCUCAUGCAACAGACCGGGAUGUCAGUUCACCGCGGGCGGACCUGCCGGGCCUUGUACAAACUCGGUUGGAACUCUCUCGUACGGCGAGGUCAAACGACUUGUGGAUGCCGGCGCCAAACCGGUCCUGGAUUCGAAGGCGGCCGUCCAGAUGUUGACCUAUGGCGGCAACAACUGGGUUUCGUACGACGAUGAAGUAACACUGAAAAUGAAGAUUGAUUAUGCCAACAACAACUGCCUGGGUGGUACUAUGGUCUGGGCCGCGUCGACCGACGACUCGAGAGGCUCGGCGGCAGCGGCAUUAAAGGGGGCGAGUGGGCUAAACCUACCAAGAUCUCAAAUCGGUAUCGUCAUUAUCCCCGACAACCCGGGCCUCUGUUCGUGGACCUCGUGCGGCGGGAAAUGUCCGGCCGGAACCACGGCGGCAGCCUACCUCCUGGACGCCUGUCCGCAGCCAACCAGCAACCCGUUUAACUACCGGCUCUUUUGCUGCCCAUCCAACGACGUGCCGGAGUGUAACCUUCGUGUUCAGGACUUACAGGGUCAGACCUGCAUCCCUGGAAAUUGUCCGGCGGGAACACAGUUGCUGGCGACGACGCAGUUCAUCCUUGUCCCCUUCCAAUUGUGCCCAGCCGGAGGCCACAUCAACUGGUGUUGUUCGCAGAGCAAGUCCCUGAGCAACACACUCGGCCAGUGCUCGUGGACCGACUGCGGCGGCAGCUGCCCCAGCGGCACUACUUCACUCACCCAGACGCUUACGGGCGACGGGGGAGACACACCUUGCACAAGUGGCCGUCGUAGUCUCUGUUGCCCAACAAGCGGAGGGAGCAGUUUCAUCUCCAGUACCUGUGGCUGGUACCGUAACGCCUUCCACAACACAUGCACGCCGGGAUGUCCACAAGGCAAGGUCCAGCUAGCCGUCGAUUCGGCCGGAGCAAACUGUGUCCGUGGUUACGGCUCUUUUUGCUGCGAUCCACCGGUAAACUCGCUCGCCAGCCGCGGUGAUCCGCAGAUGCAGGCCUUCCAGAGAUUCGUCCAUAACUUCAUGACGUCUGGUACAUGUUCUAUACACGACGGGCCUGUCCCACGGCGGAAGAGGCAGUUCGGCUCGAUCCUCUUUCCAGACACCCACGACAUGUCUAUCAAGCUGGGCCCCCUUCUCUAUGACUGGGUGUGGUCAAGGUCAGAGCGUAGCUAUAUUACCCCUUUCCAACAAAUUUGGGACGAGGAACGGGCUUCGAACGGCAACGUCUUCCCUUCUUUCGACGACCUCGCAAAUGGUCUUGCGGACUACAACCCGAUCGACGGAAACUCCGUCGACUAUCUCAACAACAUUCUCUGCUAUGGCAAGCUGGGUGCGGCUUCUCUCAGCGGUAACAAGGCUACUUCGUCUCACCUGUGCGUCGAGGUCGGCGGGCAGGUAAGAAAGCGAGGCGACGUGAUCGACUUCAUCCCCCGUGAGCGGCGUCACUCGGUGACCAAAGCAACCAUAGAGUCCGCCGCUCUUAACAAAACCAGCAAGCGAUGGUUCAUCGACGACUGGACCGAAGGGGGCUCGAGGCAAUACCACUGGCCUACCACUGGCGAUGCGUUUGAUCUUGCGAGCAGUGGUACCCUGCGACCGGAGUUUUAUAACUUCUUUAGGUACCAGGGCGAUCAAAUUGAGAUGGAAAUCGUCUUCCUCCUUGGACCGAACCCCAACAACCUGGCCUCCUUCCUACAAGCCACAGACAGGGACCGCUUCAUGGUGAUGCAUAUCCACUUCAACGCGAACGGCCUGAUCAAUGGAAACCUCGCCAUCGACCAGAUCAACCUCCGCCACGCCGAGCGCAUCCAAGCCCAAGAAGAGCCCGCAAUUCCCGGCCGGUUCCGCGCUGGCUUGGUCGAGCCCGGCGGAGAAGAGUGCUUCGUCUGCCAGGACAGAACAACAGGCAUGGACCCGGCGACGACAAUCCCACCGGGAAACCUGCGAGAGGAACUGGUCCUCGAGGUGGUUCAGCUGAUCCGCCGCUGGGGCGCCAACGGGAACCUCCUUAACACGGCGAACCCAGACCCCACGCUACUACAGCGUGUCGAAUCCGGUAUCAACGCGGGAGCCCUCGUGAGGGACAGCACCGGAAACACUGUUAACAUGUUCAACGGCGCGAGGUUCGCCAACGGCCGAGGCGGCUUGGCUUUUGCUCCGGACGGUUCGCUAUAUAAUCCCUUUACGCGGAACGGAGGGGAUAUUGUCAACACGGACGGAUUCUAUGUGCGUCUCAACGGACAGCCUUUUUAG